AUGAAAUUAUUGGCCGCAGUUUUAGUUAUGUGUUCAUUGGCGGUUGCCCUUAGCUGGCCUUUGGAAAAUAACAAUUUAGAUUUGCUAUUAGCAAUUGAUGAAGCAGCUCAGGGAGUUGACAGCAAUGAUCACAUUCGUCUAGCCCGUCAUCGCCAUGGUGGUAGAGGUUAUGGAGGCGGAGGCUAUGGUGGUGGAGGCUAUGGUGGUGGAGGCUAUGGUGGUGGUGGAUAUCCUGGCGGCGGCUAUGGUGGUGGCGGUGGUGGAUAUCCCGGCGGCGGCUAUGGUGGUGGUGGUGGCGGAUAUCCUGGUGGAGGUUAUGGUGGUGCUACUAGUAGUGCUUCAGCAAGUGCUAGUGCUUCAGCAACAGGCUAUAGUGGAGGAUAUGGCAGAUAA
Lucilia sericata (common green bottle fly) is the source of this 393-nucleotide messenger RNA. Its product is annotated as glycine-rich cell wall structural protein-like. NCBI's taxonomy places the organism in Eukaryota, Metazoa, Arthropoda, Insecta, Diptera, Calliphoridae. The transcript has a single exon. The record is from RefSeq and is a predicted model, not a curated record. Bases 1 to 393 code for a protein of 130 amino acids.